Molecule: messenger RNA, 2390 nt
Organism: Bactrocera oleae (olive fruit fly)
Lineage: Eukaryota; Metazoa; Arthropoda; Insecta; Diptera; Tephritidae
Molecular function (GO): 8-oxo-dGDP phosphatase activity
Source: RefSeq, a predicted model, not a curated record
CGUCAUGAACAUGUGCGCCGAAACUUAACGAAAAUGUCAAUAGGAUUCAUUCACAGCUGGUGCAAUUGGGCAUUGUGAACAAAUAAUAAUAAAAAAUUUAAAGAAAUAUUUAUUUUGAGCGAAUGACAAACGUAAAAUGUUAAAUAAAAUAAUAUAUUAUAUUAUAUAUAAAAUAUAUUAAAAAAAAAUUUUAGUAAAAUAAAAAAAUUUAAAAAAAUAAAUAUGAUACAAAAACAAUUGAUAUGCUGUCAAAACGAAUAGUGACAAUUGGCAGUGGCAGCGGCGAACUGUUCUCGACAAACCGAAUUCUCAUCCCACCAGUCAGUUGUUUUCUGAUGUGUUGGUUGUUCUCAUCUUUAUUGCUGAUGAAAUUCGGUGCGAUUAAAUAGGAAUUACAUUGUGUGAGAUUUAUAAAAGACUCGAAGGAACUGAAAAAUUACAUAAAGGCAUUGCGAAAGUUCCGUGAGUGGCGUAGUGGAGAAGCUGGGUUUUUUGGCGAUGGCUUCAACUGAUAUAAAUGUAAAAUUGUCCCGACUUUAUCAUUUGGCGCAGAAGUUUAACAAUUUCUACUUGACAGGUUUUCAAAAGGGAGACAUACGUCCAUUCCUGGUUGAAGGCGAACAAGUUGGUCUUGUCAAGGCCGAUGUCAUCAAGCAGCUGCAACGCUAUCCCGAAAUAUUCUGCAUACGCAAUUGUGAAUUUACCAAACAGGGUAUAGUCGAAUUAAAUCCUGCAUUCCGUGACUAUGCUGAACGCACAAAGCAAGUCGAUAUAGUAUUACGUGAUUUACGUUCUAAGGGCAUUUUUUCCGCACUCCAAGGUUGGCGUGAUGAGUAUUAUGAAGUGAAAUCGGAAUAUCGUAGCCUAUUGAAAAUGGAUCGUUCGGCCACACCAUUAUUUGGUGUACGUAAAUAUGGUGUAGAUAUAAAUGGUUAUGUACAGCAUCCAACGCAAGGUCUUUGUAUUUGGCUACAACAACGUUCUAAUACCAAAGAGACAUGGCCGGGUAAAUGGGAUAAUAUGGUUGGCGGCGGUUUAUCGGUGGGCUAUGGCAUUAAAGAGACUGCUAUUAAAGAGGCAGCUGAAGAGGCAUCCAUUCCAAGUGAUCUGGUCAAAAAUCUCGUUUCAGCCGGUUGUGUUUCAUUCUUUUUCGAAAGUGAUCAAGGUUUAUUCCCAAAUACCGAAUAUGUUUUCGAUUUAGAGCUUCCAUUGGAUUUUGUACCACAAAAUGCUGAUGGUGAGGUGCAAGCUUUUGAGCUAUUACCAGCCAAAGAGUGUGUGGAACGUGUAUUUACACAAGAUUUCAAGACAACCAGCUGUCCGGUGGUUAUCGAUUUUCUAAUCAGACAUGGCUAUAUAACGCCUGAAAAUGAAGUUCAUUUCACACAAAUCAUUGAGUUAUUACAUGUGCCACUACAGUCGCUCUACACGUACAAGUCAGUUUUGGAGCAAAAACAAAAACUCAAACAACAAAAUCAAUCGCAACAACAAUCGCAUCUUGCCAAUAAUAUUAAAACCAUUGAAAAUGGACACAACAAUAAAGAUGCCACAAUAAACAAUUAAAGGAAAAUGUGCAAAAAGCAACAUGAAAAAAAAAACAAUAUUAUGAUAUAAAUAUGUAUAACAAACAGAUAAAAAUUGCUGAUUAAAAGUAAAACAAUUUUUUUGGUAGUAAACGAUUUGAAAACGGACUGCGUAGUUUACAUUUACGCUCGUAGAUAUUUACAUACAAACAAAACGAAUUCAUGUAUUUGCUGUUUAUACAUAUAAAUACAAACGUAUAUACACAAUAUAAAACAAAAACAUAGUUUAGAAGAUUUAUUGUAUUCUGCGAAUGAGCUAUUUUGCUGCGAAUCCUGCGUGGAGAAUGCUAGAAGCUUGUCAGAUUCUCAAAUAUCUAUAUACCUACGCCACCUAGGCCAAUAAUUUCGUAUGCCUAUUCGUUUAAUUGCUGACUUAUAAAAAUUUGCUGAGGAAAAUGUUGAGGACAAUUUAAUAAGAAAAAAUAUGUAUAAAAAGAUUCGUGUAACGAAAAACUCGUUUGUAGCAAGCGAGAAAAAAAUAUUAUAAUAUUUAGCAAUUAAUUUACUUAUUCAAAUUAAAAUUAUUUUCUAAUGUUUUUGAUAAUAGAAUUAAUUGCUAAUUUCGCUUAAGGUUAAAAGCAACGCACUUAUUAUAAAUAAAAGUACAUAUAUUUAUGUUUGUAAAGGCUAUUGUGAGCAUAAUUAAAUUUUUACUUUUUGUUUUAGAAAAUCCGUUGUGCAACUUAUUAUUAUUUCCUAUGAUUAUUGAGAAUACUUUUAUUUAGCGAAAUGGCACGCAAUAUGAACUUAUGACUGUCAAGUGGAACUAUUAAUAUUUUAUUAAAUUUUUUUUAUUUAUGUUUUUAA